Culex pipiens pallens (northern house mosquito) is the source of this 1086-nucleotide messenger RNA. RefSeq lists its product as uncharacterized. The transcript has 2 exons. Gene Ontology annotation, molecular function: odorant binding. The coding region runs from base 97 to 492 and encodes 131 amino acids. The record is from RefSeq and is a predicted model, not a curated record. Lineage: Eukaryota; Metazoa; Arthropoda; Insecta; Diptera; Culicidae.
AAAAAGCCAUGCAUCAUUUGACCGUCCUUAUCAACCUUGCAAGCACAGCAAGGAUCAUUCGCGUAAAUGAGUCAGUCCAACUGAGUCCUCCGAGCAAUGCACUUCUUAACUCUUACCCUGCUGAUUGCAGCAUCCAUGUUCGAGCUGUCGAGCCAGCAUCCGCUUCCAGACUGGAGCAACGCCAUCCAGCUGUGCUACAAACUGCUCCGGAUCAGCGCCGAAGCUCGCGAACGAUUCGAGCGGAGCUAUGCGGACGAUGACCCGAACACUCACUGCAUAGUCCGAUGCGGGGCGAUUCUGCGCGGGAUAUACGACGACGGGGCGGGAAUUCGGAUGGAGCAGGGCACCGCCCAAGGGGGAAGUGACGCUUUCGAGGCGUUGCGGAGUGCGUAUGAACAGUGUGCUGCAGCGAUCAGGCCGAAGGAUUACGGCAGUGACCAUUGCAAGAAGGGCUUUCUGCACGUCAAGUGUUAUCUGCUGUUUUCGGGGUAGAUUGACGGGGGUGACGGAAGUGAGUGCGGAAAGGUGCGGGAGGAGCUUAACGUAGGUUGGGUCAGAUAUUUCCGUAGAUUUGUUGGAUCUGGUUGAAUCUUGAAGGUCAGAAUGAAAAUGACGAAUAAAUUAUUGGCUAGUUUAAAGAAGAUCUUUCAUUUCUAGUCAAUUGAUAACAUUUUGAGAAAAAAACCUCUGGCGUAGUUUUCAGGUUUUAGAAUCGACAAUGAGCUGCAAGUGACGCUAAGAUAAGGUGGGAUGUCAACCCGUUGCUAUUGAGAAUCUCUCACCAGGACAUGUACUGUGAUCGUAGAAAACUUCAUUGUGGACUUGCUGGCUUUUAACUGAUGGUAAGGUUUGGGGUUUGAUACGCUCUCACAUUUUUUUAUUUUUGCUUUAAAACUUUCAUAGAAUUCUAGAAUCAAUGGAAUUUAUCUCAACAGAGUCAAGGUUAUUGAAUAAUUCUCGCAUUUCCAGUAAUUCUUGAAUAUUUACAAGCAAUUAAUGGAUUUCUAGGUAACAAAAUGAAAUCAAACAGCAACGUCAUCAACAACGAAUCUCGAAAAACAGGUUUCCAAAAAACCUGAAAUUAGU